Astrephomene gubernaculifera is the source of this 619-nucleotide messenger RNA. The record is from the annotation of a GenBank genome assembly. Lineage: Eukaryota; Viridiplantae; Chlorophyta; Chlorophyceae; Chlamydomonadales; Astrephomenaceae.
CCCGCAUGUGCUGUUGGCGCAGCAGCUGGGGCUGGCGCUCCCUGGUCCGGCAGCUGGAGGAGGGGGAGGGGGUAUCGGCGCCAAUGCGGGCCCCUCCUCGCCCUCGCCCUCCUCCUGGGGCGGCAGGAGGGAGCCGCACUUGAACUUCAUCACACAGCUCACGGCGCUGCAGGUCCUCACCAUCGAGCCGCUCUCCACGCGCGGCCUGGUCUUCUCCUGCCUGGGGCAGCUGCGGGCGCUGCGGGCGCUGAGGCUGGGGGGCUGCAUCGAGCUGUCGCAGGAGGGGCUGGAGAGGGUCAAGCGCGCCUCGCUGCCGCAGCUUCGCAGUUUGCGGAUGAUGGGCUGCCAGUGGGGUUCGGUGGAGCCUUGGUCCCUGCUGCAGUCCCUGCCGCUGCUGAGCCCCCGCCUGGAGCAGCUGGAGCUGGGCGCCGCUCCCCGCCUCACCGCCGCCCGCCUGGCGGGGGCGCUGCGGGGGCUGCCGGGGCUGCGGCAGGUCCGGCUGCACGGCCCGGACAUGUCGCAGCAGGAGGCCAUGCAGGAGCCUGGCCUGGUGUCCGGAGAUCUCCGCUUCCUCAGCUGUGUGGCGCCCUCGCCCGCCUCCUCCGCUCCCACCUCCCCC